Molecule: messenger RNA, 2111 nt
Organism: Olea europaea var. sylvestris
Lineage: Eukaryota; Viridiplantae; Streptophyta; Magnoliopsida; Lamiales; Oleaceae
Product: adenine nucleotide transporter BT1, chloroplastic/mitochondrial-like
Exons: 4
Coding region: 372-1565 (397 amino acids)
Biological process (GO): transmembrane transport
Source: RefSeq, a predicted model, not a curated record
AUAUACAAAGUUUUGCACUCUCCGCCCAUCCCUUCAUUCUCUACUGAGCUCGGCUUCGUUUUACAGAGAAGGGAAGGGACGAAGAGAGCAGAGCAAAUUAGGAGAAGAAGCGUUUUUGUGGUAAUUUCCACCCAUUUUUGUAGUUUUCCUUGUUUAAGUCAGAAUAUUCGUAUUCGUAUACCCUUAUUGUUAUACAUGAGUAUUGAACUUUGUUUUUGUGUUGUUGGUGGAGGAAAAUUUUGAAUUUUUAGCAAACUUAGUUCAUACAUAAGUGUGGGAAGCAUCCGUUUCUUAUAUCUGUGGGAUAUAAAAGAGGGCUCUGGUGGUGUUGAAUACUGCAAAACUUUGGGGAGAUAAUUCUAUUUUCUAUAAUGUUUGAACAUAUGGGUAGAAGAAGGGCAAAAGGUGUGGGAAAUGAGGAGCUGUUGAUGAAUUCUGGAAUUGGGUUCUUGUGGUGUCCCCAAGAUGAGAAUUAUCACAUUGGGGGGUUGUUUGCAUGUGUGGGGCAAAUGGGGAUGGGAUUUGGGAUAUCCUCAAAAUCUACAGACAAUGCCUUAAAGCUUCCGAUUUCUUUCGGGAAGCACGGGUUGCCAGAACCUGGUCUGUCUAUGGGUGGAAUGGUGCCGGGUGAAGCUUUGAAAGUUGGAGAGGAAGGGGUGCUGACUACGAAAAAUAAGAAAAAAAGUGGUCUCAACUUAAAAGUUAAGAUUGGGAAUCCAUCGUUGAGGAGGUUGAUAAGCGGAGGGAUUGCAGGUGCAGUUUCACGUACUGCAGUGGCUCCACUGGAGACAGUAAGGACUCAUUUGAUGGUAGGUAGUUGUGGCCAUUCAACGACUGAAGUAUUCCAGAAUAUAUUGAAGCAUGAAGGAUGGCAGGGCUUAUUCAGGGGUAAUCUCGUGAAUGUUAUUCGGGUUGCACCAAGCAAGGCAAUAGAGUUAUUUGCUUAUGACACAGUUAAGAAGCAGCUGACACCAAAACCUGGAGAGCAUCCCAAACUAUGCAUACCUGCUGCUCCAAUUGCAGGUGCUGUUGCUGGAAUUAGCUCUACCUUAUUCACUUACCCGCUCGAGCUGCUCAAAACUCGACUCACUGUGCAGAGGGGCGUCUACAAAAAUCUUGUCGAUGCAUUCCUGAAAAUUGUAAGGGAAGAGGGACCUGCAGAACUAUAUAGAGGCCUCACUCCGAGUUUAAUAGGAGUAAUUCCAUAUGCUGCCACAAAUUAUUAUGCCUACGACACUUUAAGAAAGUCUUAUAAGAAAGUCUUCAAUGAGGAGGAAAUCGGAAAUAUUGCUACCCUUUUAAUUGGAUCUGCAGCUGGUGCAAUUUCAAGCAGUGCAACUUUCCCUCUUGAGGUGGCUCGAAAACAUAUGCAAGCCGGCGCUCUCAAUGGGAGACAAUACAGAAACAUGCUUCAUGCCCUUUUAAGUAUACUUGAACACGAAGGGGUCUCAGGUUUAUACCGGGGCUUAGGGCCGAGCUGCAUGAAAUUAGUCCCUGCUGCUGGAAUUUCUUUCAUGUGUUAUGAGGCAUGCAAGAGAAUACUGGUCGAGAAGGACGAUUCAUGAAAAAGCAAACAGGCCAAGGAAAAGGGCUCGACCUUGAGGAGUUCCAAUUCUUGUUCUCUCAUUUACAAAGGUGAUUAAAGAUGACAUCCUUUCAUCUUGUUUUCUUAUUUCCUAUGGAGGAAUAUUAUUCAUGAGAGAUAGAUAGUACUUGUGUUUUGGCUCUACCGGUUGGUUUUGGUUAAGAGUUUUUUCUUUUUCAAACUGCCAUACGGUUCUUCUAGGUGUUCGCAGAAUAAUUCCGGUUUCAAUGCAUUGAAAUAAUGUAAUUUGCAAAACCUAUUGCUUUUACCCUCUGGAAAAUGUUGUAAGAAGUAUUAGAAAAACCGCUAAUUUAUGCAAUGCAUUGCUAUUGUCGAUAUUAGUUAUUAGCAUAACUAAUCUUCUACCCAUAGUGGGCAAAAGAUAUGUUGCCCACCACAUUAUCAGUAUUUUAGACCUCAUCAGUGAUUUGGCUAACACUACAUGUUGCCACAUCAUUGGUGGGCAACAUAUUUACUUUCCAUAGUGGGCAGAAGAUCAGUUCUGCAGACUGCAGUUAUUAGUUUC